AUGACGCAAUCAGUAAUAGUUAUGCCAAAUGGCAUGGCCGAAAGGAUAACUCUGCUUUGCACAUUUAUUGUCGGUGUUCUUCUCAUCAUUGUCAAUUGCCAUCAAACUGCACAUCAUCAUACAAAAACUUUAGAUACGCAAAUAACUAGUCAAAUUUUUAAUAUAGCACAACAACUUCUUGCCGCACCUAGAACUUGUACCUAUCAUGGUAGCGAUUAUCCUUGCAUGCUGGCUGUAUCCUGUUGGAUUCAAGGAAAGAAAGCAAUCGACCUAUGCAGUGGAGGAAUGUUCUGGAGUUGCUGCAUCCCUAGAAAUGCCACACCAACCGGAAACAAUUUAAUUAAAAAUCCAGCAUGCGGAAAAGUUUACAUCAGAAACUCGAAAAUCAUUGGAGGAGAAAAUGCUGAAUUGGGAAACCAACCAUGGCAUCUAAGCCCACUUGGCCACGCUGGUAGCCCGAAUGCUGGAAAUGCACAGAAGAGAAAGGUGGACGAUUCUGAUGAUGUCACAGGUAGAUUGUCGCCUGGUAAAUCGGAUGAUAUGCCAUCUGCCUUCGGUCUGAUCGAUUCACCUAAUGAGUUAAAUUCCUUAGCACAUACCAGCGUGCUAGAGGUAGGUUAUUAA
Molecule: messenger RNA, 624 nt
Organism: Centruroides sculpturatus (bark scorpion)
Lineage: Eukaryota; Metazoa; Arthropoda; Arachnida; Scorpiones; Buthidae
Exons: 6
Coding region: 1-624 (207 amino acids)
Source: RefSeq, a predicted model, not a curated record